Vicia villosa (hairy vetch) is the source of this 605-nucleotide messenger RNA. RefSeq lists its product as uncharacterized. The coding region runs from base 70 to 390 and encodes 106 amino acids. The record is from RefSeq and is a predicted model, not a curated record. Lineage: Eukaryota; Viridiplantae; Streptophyta; Magnoliopsida; Fabales; Fabaceae. The transcript is spliced from 2 exons.
UAUCAUUAUAAAUAUUUCUCAAAUGUACUCAAUACAUUUCACAAGAAACUCUUAAUUCGUUGCAUCAAGAUGAAAACCAAAUUCUUUAUCUUCUUAUAUUUCUGUUCGUUACUUGUUUUCUUUGUUGGAGCAAUUGAACCUCCCAAACAUAGGAAACAAGUUGGUGAAACAAAAGAAACGAGAGCAGGUAUUGUGUUAGAUGGUUAUGCAAUCUAUCGCGGUGGACUAGGAGUAUGGAAUGGUGGUGUCAUAAAAUUUCCCAACAUUGAAAAAGGUGCAAACGAUAAUGGAAAUAUCAUAAGAUUUCCGGAAGGUGGAAAGAAUGGUGAUGGUAGAAAUAAACCUUUGGGAUACAAGUCUAGUGUGGGUAAAGCCUCUAUGAAAAACUAAUGCAUAUACAUGUAUAACAUAUCAUCUAUGAUGACAUAAUUUCUAAUGUUGUGUUGAUAUAAAUAAAAAAUAUAAAGCAAGGAGGCUAUAAGUUCAAAGCACUGCAAAAUUCUAUUUUAGAAUGUUUACUACAUAAUGAUGAUGAAAUUUAACAGUAAAAUCUCAUGUAUACAUAUAAGUUAUAACAUAUUUAUAAACGAAGGACUGUUGCUUAA